Molecule: messenger RNA, 321 nt
Organism: Danaus chrysippus (African queen)
Lineage: Eukaryota; Metazoa; Arthropoda; Insecta; Lepidoptera; Nymphalidae
Source: the annotation of a GenBank genome assembly
AUGGUGGCGCGCGAUAAAUUAGGUGCGAAGUGGCGCGAAGACGGCGAUAAGUGGCACCGCGCCGACAGCAGCCGCUGGUCGAUACCACCACCCACCACCCGCAACAACGAAACUACGCCGACAUUAAUGCACCAAGCUAUACUUGUAUUUUCUUGUGUUACACACGAGUGUCGUUUGUCUCCGCCGGUGGGAUGUCUUGCUAGAGAAUGUGAGAGGGAGACGUCGCGAUGCAAGCUGCGUAACUCGCGCAGAUGGCUUGGAGAGCCUCCCGCACCCGCGCCGCGCCCGCCGGCUACGUGUGAAGAGGUCACGUUCACAUAA